Molecule: messenger RNA, 1183 nt
Organism: Ananas comosus (pineapple)
Lineage: Eukaryota; Viridiplantae; Streptophyta; Magnoliopsida; Poales; Bromeliaceae
Product: probable CCR4-associated factor 1 homolog 7
Exons: 1
Coding region: 96-941 (281 amino acids)
Cellular component (GO): P-body; CCR4-NOT core complex; CCR4-NOT complex
Molecular function (GO): poly(A)-specific ribonuclease activity; nucleic acid binding
Source: RefSeq, a predicted model, not a curated record
CCCAAACCCUAAUCCNCCCCCCCCCCCCCCCGAUCCAUCGUCGUCCCCGAUUUGGUAGCUAGGGUUUAGAUCGGAGAUCCGCUAGGGUUUUUCCGAUGUCGUCGAUCCUGCCGAAGAGCGAGAGCGUGGAGAUCCGCGAGGUGUGGCGCGGGAACCUGGAGGCGGAGUUCGCGCUGAUCCGCGAGAUCGUCGACGAGUUCCCGUACGUGGCGAUGGACACGGAGUUCCCCGGGGUGGUGAUCCGCCCCCUCGGCACCUUCCGGUCGAGCUCCGAGUUCAACUACGCCACGCUGAAGGCGAACGUCGACACCCUGAAGCUGAUCCAGCUCGGGCUCACCUUCUCCGACGAGCGCGGCAACCUCCCAGCCUGCGGCGCCGGGCGGCGCGGCUGCGUGUGGCAGUUCAACUUCCGCGAGUUCGACGCGCGCCGCGACGCCUUCGCCGCCGACUCCAUCGACCUCCUCCGCCACAGCGGCAUCGACCUCGCCCGCAACGCCGAGGACGGCGUCGACGCCGCCCGCUUCGCCGAGCUGCUCAUGUCCUCCGGCGUCGUGCUCGACGACGCCGUGCGCUGGGUCACCUUCCACAGCGGCUACGACUUCGGCUACCUCCUCAAGCUCCUCACCUGCCGCAAGCUCCCGGAGACGCAGGCCGGGUUCUUCGCCCUCAUCCGGAUCUACUUCCCCACGGUAUACGACAUCAAACACCUCAUGAAGUUCUGUAACAGCCUCCACGGUGGGCUCAACAAGCUCGCCGAGCUGCUCGACGUCGAGCGCGUCGGAGUCUGCCACCAGGCCGGCUCCGACAGCCUCCUCACUUCCUGCACCUUCAGGAAGCUCAGGGAGUCCUUCUUUAACGGCUCCACCGAGAGAUAUGCCGGCGUCUUGUACGGCCUCGGUGUCGAGAACGGUCUCGAGAACGGUCUGGAUACCGCUCAUUGAGUAAGAAUAAUGAUAAUAAUCAUCAUCAUCAUAAUGAAAAAAAAAAAGAAAUUGGUUUGGUGAAUUGUGUUGGUUGAUGCUUUCUCGUGUGAUCUGCUUGAUUGGUGUUGUGUUUCUAGUUACUUACCAUGUUUCUGAAGUUGAUUUAACAUUGAUUGUUAAAUCAACCAUACCAUACUUCGGUUCUUUGUGAUCUCCACGACGGUAUGAAACUUUGUUGGGAUCUUCCUCUCCUGAUUGUA